This is a messenger RNA of Neurospora hispaniola, 1715 nucleotides long. RefSeq lists its product as uncharacterized. The record is from RefSeq and is a predicted model, not a curated record. The transcript is spliced from 4 exons. Bases 1 to 1596 code for a protein of 531 amino acids. Lineage: Eukaryota; Fungi; Ascomycota; Sordariomycetes; Sordariales; Sordariaceae.
AUGACCGCUUCCUUUCUUUGGGACUUGAGCCAGCAUGCCCUUCGACUUUGCUUUCCAACCCUCGCAGACAUGAUCCUCGUCGCUAAUGCUACCUCCACCGUGCUUUCGCUGAUGAUCGACAACUCUAAUCGCCCCCCUAUCACCAAGAAGGUACUCAAGGUGAAGAAGAGGAUCGACAUUGCUCGACCCGAUGAUAUCAUGGUCCCAAACAUCAAGGAUACCGGAGCGACCUGUGCCUUCGAGGCAACCGAAGAAGCCCCUACCCAGCCCUCCAUCGAUCCGACUAUCAUCGUUCCAGACACUGGCGCCACUAUCAUCGAGCCCAUCACCGAGAACAUCGACAGUCCCCUCCCUGGCGAUGACACCCGCGAAGAAGCAUCAAACAUCUACAUUGUCGACAGCGCCCCGAUGAUCGCCAAGAACCUGGAUUCCAACAACCCCGAGACCGAAGGUCACAUCUACACUCAUGUCCUUCCCACCAUGGAUAUUUUCGAGGUCAACCUUUCCGCCGUUGAUGACCUUGACGACUCGGCUGCUUCCGCUUCCAGCAGCCACUACAACGAUUUCGAGCGUUUUCUUGACGAGGAUCGAAUGAUGUGGAUUCCGCGCCCGGCAGAGCGCGUGUUUAGGAAGAAGGCAGUCGUUCAGAAAGUCGAGAGAUACCGUCAAGAUGCAGAUGCAGCCCGCCCCACCCAUGUGGGAGAAGGUGCAGAUGGCAAGCACGUUUCGACCAUUGCGCAGUCGGACGACAGCACGAAUCAGCAUGCCAGAGAGGUCUCUACCGACGCAGCCUCACAGACAUCCAGCACCUCGAUUGCUGACACUCGGUCCGAUACAUCGGAAACGGCCUGCACGUCGCCCGACAACAUCGCCGCCGAAUCGAACCAGAAGUCAGCUUCUCCAGCAAUCCCGGAAAUCAAUCUAUCACCUCCCACCGACAUCUCCGACGAGGACGCGAACCACAUCCGUUCUUCUCUCGCAGCUGAUGAGCCCAACUCCCACAUUCCAAUCAGGGCCUCCCUCCCCACCUUCAACUAUGUCUACGACUACGCAUACCAAAAUCUGACCCAGGAGGAUCUGAAGAAUCUCGACUUCGUCACAAUCCUUACUGACCCGAUCAGCGGAAACCAGUAUGGCAUGCUCACAUGCGGCUACUGGUACUGGGUUGAAGAUGACGACAAUGUCCGGCAGAUGGUGGAAGACGAGUACGAGAACUUCUUGGAUUGGAUCGACGCGAUCCUUGAGGGCUUUGAAGAAAACGAGGAUCGUGUCGAAGAAGUAGGCGAAGAAGAAGAGGAGGAUUGGGCAGAACUUCUUCGCUGGAAGCGAAAAUACGAGCUAGGCAGAGGUUGGGAAGUCGUCCGGUCAUUCUGCCACCCGCAGUUUGCCGACAGGAAGUACGCUUUGGGAAAUGAUCAAGAAUGGUACUUUGAGUACAAGGGAAAGUUUCGCCGGUUGAUGGAGGACGAAUUGGAUUUACUCAACGGCCGGUUGGAGGAUGGUAGCUCGAUUCCGGUUAAUGCUACUGAGGACGGUCCGGUCAUGAACCUCUGGGGACUGAGUAAAAUCACUGAGGAGGCGGAGGAGGAAUCUUGAUUACUUGGAGUGUCACGAUCUGCGGAAGGAUCAUGGAGUGAAUUGGGUCACAAAUCUACUGGUGAGAGGGUUGAGGAACAAGAAGCUGGAUGAGUUAGGCUGGAUGAUCAUGGCGAUGC